AUGAUUGACGACAGAAAUGACCACAUGGAGACGCAGCCGUUUCUCGCGGGCGAGGAGCGCGACUCAAUUGACUCGAUUGACAUUGCCGAAGUUCCAGUAGGUCACGGCGCUGGACCGAGCACACAGCGCCCUUUGCCUCGACGUCGUGGGUUCCUGUCCCGUUACCAGGCGCAGAAGCCCACCACGAUACUCCCGCUUCUCGCCGUUCUCACCUUCGCCAUCGCCACCAGUGGCUUGAUGAUCAUGAUCCCCAUAUUCCGUCUCAUGGAGGACGCUAUUUGCCACGAUUAUUACCACAAGGAUCGCUCCGAGCCAAUCGAGGAGCGGCUAUGCAAAGUCGAGGCCGUCCAGAAGGAGCUGGCGUUCCUGGGCGGCUGGGGUGCAAUGCUCAAUUCACUUGUUGGCUUCAUCGCAGCGUUGCCAUACGGUGUGCUUGCGGAUAGAAUUGGUCGCAAACCAACCUUCAUUCUGUCAUACUGCGGAAUCUUGCUCGCUUUUGCGUGGGGCCCUCUACUGCUGGCCAUUGGCGAGACCCCUAAUCUUCAGCUAGUCAUUAUUGGUUCCCUGUUCUUCCUCUUGGGCGGCGGUGUCCCGGUAGCCUUGAACUCGCUGAACGCCAUGGCCUCUGAUGUCAGCUCAGAGAGCGACAGGGCGACGGGUCUGCUCUACGUCUCUUUCGGUGCCGUUUCAAGCGGGCUUGUAGGCCCCCUGAUGUCGGGCAUUUUGAUGGAAACCCUAGGACCUUGGGUUCCUAUCAUUGUCGUCUUCUCUGUUACCCCAAUCAUCUUCGUCCUGAUCUGUCUCAUCCCCGAGACGCUACCCAUCAAGCUGCGGCAGGCCACUCAACAAGAACAGCAAGAGCCAUUGCCAGUGAAGAUUCGGAAAGCAACCGAUGAACUGGGCAAAUCGGUUUCAUUGCUCAAGAACCCCAACAUCUCUCUGUCCCUGGUGCAUUUCUUCAUCGUACCCGCCUUGUUUGCAGCUUAUACGUCAACCCUGGCUCAGCACGUCAGCAACUACUUUGGGUGGAGUUUUGCGCAGACCAACUACCUCCUGUCGCCCUUGACCAUCCUUCAACUGGUCCUCAUCCUUCUACUCCCAAGGGUGUCAAGUCGUCUGACCAACCCAGCGGGGCGCUUUCGGCUUUCCCCCUUCACCAAAGACCUUUUGCUGACAGAAAUAUCGUUGGUGUUCGUCAUCGCGGGCGCGUUGCUAGAAGGAUUCAGCCGAGAGAUCGGCAUGUUCCUGGUCGGUCUCACAGUGGGAACCUUGGGGUCGUCCAGUGGACCGAUGUGCCGCGCGGUGGUGACGGCACACGUUGAGCCUGAGCAAACGUCUCGUCUGUAUGCCUUGAUCAGCAUGAUGGAGACCGGUGGGGCGGUGAUUGGCGGGCCUGUGCUGGCUUGGUGCUUCAACGUCGGAUUAUCUAGACGUGGAUUGUGGAUCGGCUUGCCAUGGUUCUACGUUGCGGGGCUCGUGUCCGUCGCUCUCACUGCGUUGAUGUUCGUAAGGCAGCCAAAAAAAGUUGUCUUGACGGACCCGGAAGAUGAGGUCGGCGGGGAUCAGGGUACUUCUGAUCUCGGGUACCAGUCAGCUGAGGAGCGAGUAUGA
Messenger RNA from Canariomyces notabilis, 1611 nucleotides. RefSeq names its product general substrate transporter. The transcript has 3 exons. The coding region runs from base 1 to 1611 and encodes 536 amino acids. Lineage: Eukaryota; Fungi; Ascomycota; Sordariomycetes; Sordariales; Chaetomiaceae. The record is from RefSeq and is a predicted model, not a curated record. Gene Ontology annotation, cellular component: membrane. Gene Ontology annotation, molecular function: transmembrane transporter activity. Gene Ontology annotation, biological process: transmembrane transport.